This is a messenger RNA of Penicillium cosmopolitanum, 465 nucleotides long. RefSeq lists its product as uncharacterized. Lineage: Eukaryota; Fungi; Ascomycota; Eurotiomycetes; Eurotiales; Aspergillaceae. Gene Ontology annotation, biological process: transmembrane transport; carbohydrate transport. The record is from RefSeq and is a predicted model, not a curated record. The transcript is spliced from 3 exons. Gene Ontology annotation, molecular function: carbohydrate:proton symporter activity. Gene Ontology annotation, cellular component: membrane. Bases 1 to 465 code for a protein of 154 amino acids.
AUGUAUGCAUCAGACCCUGCUGGCGCGUCCAAUGCCUUGGUAUAUGGGAACGUUGCUGUGAUGUUUCUUUUUCAAGGAUUUUACUCCAUGGCGUGGACGCCGCUCUUGUAUCUCUACCCGUCAGAGGUCAUGAACUAUACCAUUCGUGCGAAUGGCGUUGCUCUUUCAUCAUUUUCUUUGAAUGCAUUUGCUCUCAUCUUCACAUUCAUCAUGCCAAUUGAAUUGGGUAACAUCGGAUGGAAGAUGUACAUUAUUAAUGCAUCUUGGGAUAUCAUUGUAUUGGUCCUCAUUGCUAUUUAUUGGGUUGAAACUAAAGGCAAGACAUUGGAAGAAAUUGACGCCUUAUUCGAGGGUGAAAAGCAUUCAUCAGUCCCUGAUAUUGAGGUUAUUCGCAAAGGAAAGAAAGAAAUCAACACAGAAGCUAUUGAGGAGCAACUCACGACGGAACUGCAUCAAAAUAAAUGA